Messenger RNA from Colletotrichum godetiae, 498 nucleotides. RefSeq lists its product as uncharacterized. The coding region runs from base 1 to 498 and encodes 165 amino acids. The transcript has a single exon. The record is from RefSeq and is a predicted model, not a curated record. Lineage: Eukaryota; Fungi; Ascomycota; Sordariomycetes; Glomerellales; Glomerellaceae.
AUGUUUCGGACACUGCCACCGAGCGAGCUAGCUAUGAGGCUGCCUUCAGGUUGUGAAGUUCAACCCUAUGCUUGGGCUGGGCUCAAUAUCUGUGACCCCUUGGAACAGCUGAUAAACGGCCCGAGGUCAUUCGCCAAGCGCUCCAAGAAUAGCAAGCUGGGAAGGCUCGGAAUCCAACUUUGUGAAGACUUCUGGAGGCACGUGGAUAUCUCAAAAGGCGAUUCUGAGACUAUUCCCAUAGUCUGCGGGGAGUGUAGGGAUUCCUCAGCUGCUCGAUUAGACGAGGAGCCCCUGUUUGAAGUCUCAUCAGGCGUUUACCUGGCCAUGUCGAAGCAUUGCGAUAAUUGCAGCCGAAGGCGUAUCCAUGUGCCAAGGGACCAGUCCCGCGACUGGAAGACGUUCGAUUCCGCAAAAAGGGCGUAUCUCAGAUCAAGAAGUCAGCUUCCAGCCGAUGUGGUUGAUUUUACAACAAUGACCUCUUACGAACUUGUGCAGUGA